ACGCACAUUUUAUUUAUCUGAUGACUUGUGUUCAAUCAGUGACGUUUUAUGUUGUUUAGUGUAUGAUUAUGAAAACAUAUUUAAAUUUAUAAUGUUAUAGUAAAUAUCUAAUAAUAAGUAUCAUGGAUUCUGACGACGAAGAGGAUAAUCACGGACUAGAAUGGGACACACUGGAAACAAUUACUAAAUUCGACGGUGUACACACUCAGGAAAAACAAUCGUCGAUUUCGAGUCCGGCUUCUACCGAACUGAUCGGAAAUGGACUUAAAAGUCGAGUAGCGUCCAAGACAAGUACACCGGUUUCGCUCUUGGUGGAAAGUCUUGUUCAACAGUUAUGCGCCCUACUGGAAACAGAUCCGAAACGCUCCCAGGAGUUAUAUAGUAAGAUCUGUGAACGACUCCAUGCUAUUAACUUAAUUGAUGAAACAUAUGCAAUGGGCGAGUUUGAAAUGAUGCGAAGUCAAUAUCAGAAGGCACUAUAUCAAUUAGUUAGUAUUGCACGUGGAGAAAAUUUGCCAGUUGCCGUGUUGGAAAACAUUUGGCCUCUACAACAACCAGCUGGUUUAGAAUGGUCGCGUUAUUACCGGGAAUUCACCGAACUAGAAUUUAUAGCUGGUGGGGGAUUUGGAAAGGUUUAUCGAGCAAAAAACAAUCUCGAUGGAACUGUGUAUGCGGUGAAAAAAAUUACUAUACAAGCAACUACUAUCAAAAACGUGUUGGUGCACUUGGCCGAAGUAAAAACACUUGCUAGUUUGAAUCAUGUCAAUAUUGUACCGUAUAAAGCAGCGUGGUUGGAACCGCUGUUAGCUAGUGGGGCGGAAGCAGGUGAUGCACGUCCAGAAAAAGGACCUGGGUGGGAGAUGACCUCAUUGGAAGAUAAUGAUGAAACAUCUGAAAGUGUGUCAUUUAGUUUUUCUCGAGAAAUUCAGACGAAAUCUCGUCGAAAGAAAUCAUCUUUAGACGAUUCACUCAAGCGCCGUGAUGAUACUGAUGAUUUUAGUAUUCAUUUCGAAAACAGUCAAGAUGGAACGGAGGAAUAUGAUCAACAAUUAGCAGAACUCGAAGAAGCACGUGGAAGUGUUUUUAGCAUAGAAGAAACACAGCCCCAUGUGAAGCUAAAAUGGGCUACUCUUUACAUCCAAAUGACACUGUGUCACAUAACCCUCCGAGAAUGGCUAGAUGAUCGUAAUCGUCUGUCUAGUUUUGAUGAAUUUUAUGCCCAAUUUCUUCGGAAUGCACAACGGACUUAUCCACCAAGUGCUAUCGCAAGGAAUUCGUUCUGUCGUCAAACAUCGUCUAUCAGUUCUAACAGCUCUGGGGAAGACAUUUCAAAGCAAAUAUACACCAAUACACCUAGUCCAAGGCAGGAUGAUAAAGAUCUGAACAAUUCUCCCCAACACCUAGACGUGGUGACUGAUGUUCUCAAUCAGUUGCUAAACGGUCUUACUUACAUUCAUUCAAGGGGCAUUGUCCAUCACGACAUCAAACCAAGUAACAUUUUUGUUAGCGUUAACGAUUAUGAUAAAUCCAUUUCCAUCCAACUGGGGGAUUUUGGGUUAGCUUGUCCACUACAAAAUUCUCACACUGGAGUUGGUUUUGGAACGCCUCUGUACGCCGCUCCUGAACAACUGGCAGGCAAAUGCGAUCCAAAGUCUGAUAUUUACAGUUUAGGAAUCAUCCUGCUUGAAUUGCUUAUAGCUUUCGAUACGGACAUGGGCAGAGCUGAGAUGAUAAAGGAAGUGCGAAGAGGUAAGUUUCCUAAAGAUCUGGACCCAGAGUAUGGUAGUCUUCUGACAAAACUUCUAAGUACUCGGCCGACGAAAAGACCUGAUACUUUUGCGCUUACCGAGGCCGUUAACUGUAUGAAAUUGAAUCGCGAUAAAGUGAUUUCUGAACUACGAAGAAGUCUUUCGCUACAAGAGGAAGAAAUUGAUGCGCUGAAAAGAAAAAUUGAGCAACAGAGUCGCCAGCGGGAAGAUUCGUUGGACGAGGUUAGUCAGUUAGAAAUGCGGACAUCUGAGACACUGAUCGUGAAAGAACAGGAACUGAUCUACAAGACAAUGGAGAUUGAAAGUAAAAUUCAACAACUACAGUUCAAGGAGCUCGAACUUCGAACGAAAGAUGCUGAGAUAGAUCGGCUUAGACGGUUACUGAAAACAUACCAGGAAAAAGAUGAGCAAGUAGAUAAGCACUGAUUCUCUGCCAAUUCAUUUUUAUGUUAUUCUAUCAUUACCACUUAUAUACUAUUUGAUCGAGUAAGAGAAUUUUGUAGAUGCGUUAUGAAUACUUUGAAUUUUGUAGAUGCGUUAUGAAUAAACACCAAUAAACAGUAUACCGAUUAGUUUUUGCUAUGUU
This is a messenger RNA of Malaya genurostris, 2355 nucleotides long. RefSeq names its product eukaryotic translation initiation factor 2-alpha kinase 1-like. The record is from RefSeq and is a predicted model, not a curated record. The coding region runs from base 123 to 2195 and encodes 690 amino acids. Gene Ontology annotation, biological process: protein phosphorylation. Gene Ontology annotation, molecular function: protein kinase activity; ATP binding. The transcript is spliced from 3 exons. NCBI's taxonomy places the organism in Eukaryota, Metazoa, Arthropoda, Insecta, Diptera, Culicidae.